Messenger RNA from Nerophis ophidion (straightnose pipefish), 8588 nucleotides. RefSeq names its product neural cell adhesion molecule 2-like. The transcript has 18 exons. The record is from RefSeq and is a predicted model, not a curated record. Gene Ontology annotation, cellular component: membrane. Lineage: Eukaryota; Metazoa; Chordata; Actinopteri; Syngnathiformes; Syngnathidae. Gene Ontology annotation, biological process: cell adhesion. The coding region runs from base 145 to 2544 and encodes 799 amino acids. Gene Ontology annotation, molecular function: protein binding.
UCGGAAGGAGCAGGAAGAGAGGAGCCGAAGGAGGCAAAAAGAACACGCAGGCGCCGAGGCAGCGGAUGAUCGGAGCCGAGUGUGUGUUGCAUUUUUCUCGCAUUGCAUCUUCCUGGCCGCGGAGGACCUGAACCGACUACGAGGAUGCUGCUGCUGGUGCAUCUGAUGGCGAUCUUGCUGUGCAGGAGCCAAGCCGCCCUGCAGGUUUCCAUAUCCUUGAACAAGGUGGAGUUAAGUGUUGGAGAGUCCAAGUUCUUCAUCUGUACAGCGAUUGGCGACCCGGUGAGACUAGAGUGGUACAACCCUCAGGGGGAGCGCAUCCAGCCUUCGAAGCGCAUGGCACUGCACACAGAGAUGUCGAGAUCCCGGCUAAUCAUCUACAACGCCAUCAUCGAGGACGCCGGCAUCUAUCGCUGCCAGGCAUCCGACACCAACGGUCAUACGGCGGAGGCCUCAGUGGUGCUGGAGAUAUACCAGAGGCUGACUUUUCGAGACGUUCAAUCGCCGCAGGAGUUCCGCCACGGUGAGACGGCUGAGGUCAUUUGUGACGUCAUCAGUUCACCCGUGCCGGAGGUUGUGUGGUACUACCAGGGCAGGGAGAUCACCGAUGAGCACCACAGCAGGUUCAAGGUGCUUGCAAACAACAGCCUGCAGAUCCACCGUAUGACCAAGGCGGACGAGGGCGUGUACCGCUGCGAAGCCAGCGUGGAGGCUCGCGGCGAGAUCGACUUUGUGGAUAUAGCCGUGGUGGUGAACGUACCCCCAGUCCUGUCAGUGACCCAACAGUCAUUCAACGCCACCGCGGACUACCAGGAGUCGGUCACCUUCACGUGCAUCACCUCUGGAUCUCCUGAUCCUGUGAUCACAUGGCACAGGAAAGGCCUGCAGCUGGAGCCAUCAGAUCAGUACAUCCUCAGUCGCCUGGAAGGGGGGCGGGGCAUGCUGACCAUCCGCAACAUCCGCCAGGGCGACGGAGGCUUUUACUACUGCAAGGCCACCAACAAGGCGGGUUCUCAGGAGAAAGAGCUCUUCCUCAAAGUGUUCAUCCAGCCUCACAUCACGCAGCUGAAGAAUGUGACGGCGGUGGAGAGCAAUGCCGCCAUGAUCACCUGCGUCGCUGAGGGCGAACCUCUGCCUGACAUCUCCUGGAGGCGAGCCAGUGACGGGCGGACUUUUGUGGAUGGAGACAAGAGCCAGGACGGACGCUUCGAGGUGCGCGGACGCCACGGCAAGUCGGUGCUGACCAUCGCGAGCGUGAAGUUGGCGGACCUGGGUCGCUUCGACUGCGAGGCACUGAGUAGGAUCGGAGGCCAUCAGAAAAGCAUGUUUCUGGACAUUGAGUACAUACCAAAGUUCCUGACCAACCACAUCAUCCACUAUUCUUGGGAGGGGAACCCAGUGAACAUCAGCUGUGACGUGAUGUCCAACCCGCCUGCCAUCUUGCUGUGGAGGAAAGAGCACUUCACCAUCCCUGCGGAGGGCACUGCCAACACCCGGGUGCACAACGGCAUGGGAAAAUCUGUGCUCGAGGUUACGCCAAUGUCCGAUAGGGACUUCGGUCGUUACAACUGCACAGCCCGGAAUAACAUCGGCAUUCGAUACCAGGAGUUCAUUCUGGCUCAGGCUGAUGUGCCGUCCAAUCCGUACUCUGUUCGCCUGUCGGCCGUCUCCCAGCGCUUGGCCACCGUCACCUUCAUGAAGCCCGACUCGCACGGCGGCGUUCCCAUCAGCUAUUACUUAGUCCAGUACAAGGAGGUGGGCCUACAGGACUGGAGGGACGUUCGGUCACACAGUGUGCAGAGAAGUAAAAUUAAUGGUGGAAUUACUAUCCCCAACACCACGUACGAGGUUCGAGUGGCGGCCGUCAACGGGAAGGGUCAGGGCGAGUUCAGCCACAUGGAGACUUUUCAGACCUUACCCAUCCGAGAACCAAGUCCGCCCGCAGUCCACGGGCAGAGAGGAAUGGGUAAAGCCUACAAGCUGGGGCUGGUCAAGCAGGAUGACGGAGGGAUGCCCAUCGUGGAAUAUAUCGUCAAGUACAAGACAGACAAAGAAGAGCAGUGGAUGACCAAGUUGGUCCCAGGCUCCAAUGAUUUUGCAACGCUGCAACCGCUCCAGUGGAACACGAGAUACGAAGUGGAGAUCACAGCCCGCAACGUCAAGGGCCUGUCGGAGCCCACCUUCUAUCAGUUCUUCAUGCCUCAGAAACCUGACAUCACAGCAGAAUCCCUGUUCAGCGGCCUGGGCCUCGGUGCGGUGGUGGGCCUUGGUCUGGGAGCGCUGCUGCUGCUGCUGGUCCUGGUGGACGUCAGCUGCUUCUUCCUGCGCCACUGCGGCCUGCUGAUGUGCAUCACGCGCAGCCUGUGCAGCAAGAAGACCGCCACCAGCGGAAAGGGCAAAGAAAUGGAGGAGGGCAAGGCGGCCUACUUGAAACUGCCGCUGAAGGAAGAAAAUGGCAAAGAGUCUCUCAAGCCGGAUACGAUUGAAAUCAAAUUGCACGGCGACCGCAGCAUCCACACAAAGCCGGACGACAGCAAAGCGUAAACGGGGGAGGGGGGGACGUCGGUCCUCGGUCCUCUCGCCCACCACCACCACCACCACCACCACGCCCCCACCCCCGACCCAACAAGAACAUUCGGAAUCACGAGACCAAAACCCCGGACACUGGAACAUAACGGAGAGAUUUUCUUGCUCAUACAAAGGGGGGGGGCAUAUGUAAAUAAACAGUGGAAGCGCGGACAUCGGGCUCAUGUUCAACAACGAUUGUAUGUUAUUUUUCUUGUGUCCGCUUAUGAUUCACACUAUUUUUAUGUCCAUGCAGGAAAAGUAAUAACUCCGCCGAGGGCCCCCUGCUGACCUUUCACCGUCGCCCCUUGUAGCAGAAAGCUCGCGGUUCCAAUGAUGUCAAUCCCUGUUUUUUUUUUUUUUUAUUAGCCGGGACCUUUAAAGAGAGAAUUCAGCCAAAAUGAUUAAUCCAUUGUUUCUUUUGAGUUCCCAAGGGGGAGGAAAAACAGCGAUAAUAAUAAAAAAUAAAAAAAAUAAAAAAGUUCAGUUCACUGUUGGAAAAAAAAAAGCUUUUUCUACAAUAUUGACAAUGAAAAUUGUUGCUGUGUCUCAAAAACUUUUUGAAAGACCUUGAAUGUUUUCAUCCGUCAAAGCAGUUUGUUGGUAGAACUGAAAGCGAGGAAUUUGGGGGGAUAACUUUGAUGUCUUUCGGGGAAAUGUAUUUUCUUUGUCGGUCGGCUCGCUUACAUGGUCAUGUGUUGUACAUAAGUGGAGAGAAAAAAAAAAACGUAUUUUGCAGAGCUUUUAUGUAAAUAUACCCUAAAGGAUGUGACUUUUUUUUUUCCAUAAGGCACGUUCAUCUUCUUUUGCUAUGUUUUAUUUGGUGCAAAGGGUUAUUGUCAGUCAUGGCAUCAUUUUUGUUCAUUUCCUUUAAAGCAGGGCUAAGUAACCGGUGGCCAAAUCCGACCCUCAAGUUCAGUUCCAAACAUAAAUGACUCAAAUGUCACUAACACACUCUCUUGAUAUAUCUGUUGCUCCUGAAAAUGAAUCCGGCAGUUAUUUCCUAUUACCGUAUUUUUCGGGCUAUAAGUCGCAAUUUUUUUCAUAGUUUGGCCGGUGACGUUAUAACUGUAGAAAGAUCGAGGGCGAGUUAUUGGUUUCUUAUGUGGGUUUAUUGUUAGGCAGUUUCAUUAACGUCCUCCCAGCACGGUAACAACACACAACAACAGCAGUCACGUUUUCGUCUACCAUAAAGCAGUUUGUUUGCCGUAAACAGCAAUGUUGUGACACUCUUGAACAGGACAAUACUGCCAUCUGCUGUACAUGCAUAUGGUUAGAAAAAUAGUGACAGAGAAUAGAACAAGGAUGGACAAUUCAACCCUUAACUCAACAAGGAGUAGAUGAGUUUUAUGUGUGUGUAUAUGUGUAAAUAAAUGAACACUGAAAUUCAAGUAUUUCUUAUAUACAUAUAUAUAUAUAUACAUAGCUAGAAUUCACUGACAGACAAGUAUUUCAUAUAUAUAUGUAUAUGAAAUACUCGACUUGGUGAAUUCUAGCUGUAAAUAUACUCCUCCUCUCUUAACCACGCCCCCAACUACGCCCCCCUGACCCCCCACCUCCCAAAACCGGAGGUCUCAAGGUUGGCAAGUAUGCUCAGGAGCGACUUUUGUGUAAAAUUAUUAACACAUUACCUUAAAAUAUCAAAUGAUAAUAUUUAGCUCAUUCACGUAAGAGACUAGACGUAUAAGAUGUCAUGGGAUUUAGCGAUUAGGAGUGACAGAUUGUUUGGUAAACGUAUAGCAUGUUCUAUAUGUUAUAGUUAUUUGAAUGAUUCUUACCAUAAUAUGUUACAUUAACAUACCAGGCACUCCAUUGGUUAUUUAUGCGUCAUAUAACGUACACUUAUUCAGCGUGUUGUUCACUGUUCUUUAUUUAUUUUAAAUUGCCUUUCAAAUGUCUAUUCUUGGUGUUGGGUUUUAUCAAAUAAAUUCCUCCAAAAAAUGCGACUUAUACUCCAGUGCGACUUAUAUGUUUUUUUUUUAUCCUUCUUUAUUAUGCAUUUUUGGCAGGUACGACUUAUACUCCGGAAAAAUACGGUAUGUCAAUUAGUUUUUGAGUAACUGAUAGAUCACUAACUGUACUUGCAAUGCCCCCUUUCUAUCGCCAGACUUGAUAUGCCACCCCCUCUUGGUGUGAUAUACAUCUACGGCUGGGGUUAUUUUGCGGCCCCCACCUUAAUAUGAAAGUUUAAUGUUAGUGCGGCCCGUGAGUUUUAUAUGAAAGGCACUUGACAACGUUGUGUUUAUUGGGUUCAAAAUGGCUCUUUCAACGUUCUGGGUUGCCUACCCCUGCAUUAGUGGAAAAGUGGCAAAUGAGUGGAAGCGACAUAGACGUUACCAUGGAGAUGAGGGUUUUGUCCGUCAGUAAUAACAGUCCUCGGUAACCCGGACCAAUUCAAACCGUUAUUUUUAUUUUAUUUUUUUAUUGUUUUAUUUGCAUUGCCUCACACAAUGAACGCUAUAUAUAUUUUUAUAUGACGGCGGAUAACACUCCGGGAGCCGCCACUUUUUUGCUUUCGCUAUCCCGGUAUUUUCCCGGCUGUUAUCCGCCGGCCGCCGUGUUUCUCUAGUGAGGAAAAGAGGAACGACACACAUUGGAAACUUUACACAAACAGUUGCUCAAAAUCCUUGACCUAAAACCACACCAUCACCAUCACUGUUUAGUUCUCCAAAAAUAUAGAUUGUUAAACUUAGUUAACAUUCAAAGAUUAGCAUCAAUAAAGUAUGUCUGAUUCUGAUUCUGAUCAAUAGGAAUGGCCCAUCGAAUCUUAAAUAACACUGCACCAGCGCCACUUAAGCAUUUUGUCCAGUUUACAUCUGCUGUGACAACUAGAAACAUACAAGCCUCCACCAGAGGGCAGUGUAGCAUACCCAGAUGUAAAACAUCUUUUGGGGCGGUAUAGCUCGGUUAGUAGAGUGGCCGUGCCAGCAACUUGAGGGUUGCGGAUUCAAUCCUCGCUUCCGUCAUCCUAAUCACUGCUGUUGUGUCCUUGGGCAAGACACUUUACCCACCUGCUCCCAGUGCCACCCACACUGGUUUGAAUGUAACUUAGAUAUGGGGUUUCACUAUGUAAAGCGCUUUGAGUCACUAGAGAAAAAGCGCUAUUUAAAAAAUAUAAUUCAAUUCAAUUCAUUGCGGAAAUAACAUUAUUCUCUGUGCGUCUGCUAAAUAGAAAUAUAUUCCACAGCCCCAAACGUGUCUUUUUCAAAGCCUGCAGUGAAGAGAAAAGUUUUUGACUAGCAAAGACAAUUCCAGGAAAAAGUGGGAGAUGCAAUAUUUCUUUGUUGAGCACAUAUGGGUUGAAAAUGAUUUGCAAAUCAGUGUACAGUUGUGAUCAAAAUUAUUCAACCCCCACACAAUGUUGGUGUUUUAGCAAGUUGGACAUUUAUUCCGUAUUUUGUUUAUAGUCAUAUCAAAUAAAGAUGUGUCAAAUAGACAAAUGCAACUUAAAUUGUAACACUGUAUUUUACAAAAUACCAAAAAAGGACAUUUUUCUUAAUAUCUCAUUGACAAAAGUAUUCAACCCCCUAGUUACAUGCAACUUUAGUACUUAGUAGAACACCCUUUGGCAGUAAUGACAUCCUUCAAAGGUGAUACAUAACCGGACACAAGCUUCUUGCAACCAUCUACAGGUAUUUUAGCCCAUUCCUCUUGGGCAAAGGCCUCCAGUUCAUUCAUAUUCUUGGGCUUGCGUGCUACAACUGCCUUCUUCAAGUCGCACCACAGCUUUUCUAUAGGAUUUAGGUCUGGCGACUGUGAAGGCCACUCCAGAGUCUUCCAGCCCUUCUUCUGCAACCACUCUGAUGUUGAUUUGGAGGUACGCUUGGGAUCGUUGUCCUGUUGGAAGGUCCAACGUCUCCCAAGCCUCAGCUUCGUCACUGACUUCAUGACAUUUGCAGCUAAUAUAUCCUGCUAGGAAAUAGAAUUCAUAAUGCCUUGAACGCGCUGGAGAUUCCCGGUAAUUGAGGCAGAGAAACAGCCCCAGAGCAUGAUUGACCCCCCACCAUGCUUAACAAUAGGCAAGGUGUUCUUCUCUUUGUAAGCUUCAUUUUUUCUCCUCCAGACAUAACGUUGACUCAUAGGCCCAAAGAGUUCCAGUUUUGUCUCAUCACUCCGUAGAACAGUUUCCCAAAACCUUUGGGGUUUGUCCAGAUGAUUUUUGGCAUACUGGAGUGUAUUUUCCUUGUGCCUGGUAGUCAGAAGUGGGGUGGGCCUGGGAGUUCUGGCAUGGAGGCCUUCAUCUCGUAGUGGCCGCCUUAUUGUCUGGGACGAAACCUGCGUUCCCCCCUCUGCAAUGUCCUGUUGUAGUUCCUCAGCUGUUAGCCGGGGGUUUUUCACCACCGUACGCUUCAAAUACCGGACAGCAGUUGCACAUGGCCUCCUCUUUCUACCACGCCCAGGUAGUGUUUCCACUGUGCCUUUAGCUUUAAACUUGCAAAUUAUGCUCCCAACUGUGUCUCUUGGAAUGUGUAAUGGCUUUGCUAUUUUCUUAUAUCCAUAUCCUUUCUUAUGAAGAGAAAUUACCUCCUCUCUUGACUUCUUUGACCACUCCCUGGACUUCACCAUGUUGCAAAUACACCAUUGACCAUCUACAAGAAGCUGAGCGUCACAGUCUUUUUCAAUCAGUUUAAUUGUUGCUCGUUAUGGUUCUAAUCACAUCUACAGGUGUUUUCAACACCUGUUGAAAAGACCUUAUUCAAAUUCUGUUCUUAAGAGUUAUGAUCUUCAAGGGGUUGAAUAAUUUUGUCGAUGAGAUAUUAAGAGAAAUGACACUGUUUGGUAUGUUACAAAAUAUAAUGUUGUAAUACAAGUUGCAUUUGUCUAUUUAAUGCAUCUUUAUUUGAUAUGACUAUAAACAAAAAACGGAAUAAAUGUCUAACUUGCUAAAACACCAAAAUUGUGUAGGGGUUGAAUAAUUUUUAUCACAACUGUAUUUCCCGACUCAUAUGGAAACAGGGUUUGUAAAGAAGGGAUGGUUUGAAUGAUUCUGACUGAAGGGGAAGGGUAUUGAACUAUCCACUGCAGUAUUUUGCAUGAGGGAUUUUUUUUUUUAUAUCUGUAACUCUGACAAAAGAAAUAUACCAAAAACAAAUGUCCACAAUAGAAGAUGUUGGUUCUCAAAAUAAUAGCGACGCUUCUUAACGUCCCGGCGAUGUGAACCCUCGAGGGAUUUAUCCGAAUAGCCCUGCUUUAAAGCCUAAAACUACAUAACGUUGAGUUGUUUCAUUCCUGAUGAGUCAGACACACUUCUGGAUUGCAAUUUAACCGCUUUUUGCCACCAAUCUUCUCCUGGAAAUGUGCUGAACUCAAAGCAGAACAUCGGUCCAACCUGAGGCAGAUGUGAUGACUACUGAAUGCUGGCAUUAUGUUUCAAUCUGUGUGUGAGUGGGUGAGUGGGUGGACGAGUACUUAUCAUGCAUUAGGUUGCAUGUGGAUCUUUUGAAUGCAUCUGCAUGAGCGGUGACCACUUUUUCACAGCAAGAGCGUCCCGGGUUUCAAAAACAUGAAUUAGUGGGCUGCUCAGAUGUCUCUGGUUUUUAUUUCGAUGUCCAUGAUUAUGGCCUCCCAUGAAUGUGAGUAGGUGAUUAUGCACUUGCGUCUCCCACUGCGAUUCCGACACCUCCCCUGACUGAUUUUCGUCUCAGACCUGAUGUACCGUACUCUCAUCACACCGAUGGUCUCGCCGCGGAGGGCUCCCCGCUGCAGAUCACAAUGACUAUACAAGCGAGAGCGUGGCGUUACAAUUUGUACAUGUUCUUUUGUAUUUGACCAAGUCGGGGGGAAAAAACAAGCCCUCUUCCUCCCUCCACCACCUAUCCAAAGGGGGUCGAAGAAGGUGUGUGAUCUCAGUGUACAGUGUGUGUCCUCUUUGCCUCCACCCUUUCGGACCUUUCUUGCUGAGUGUGCUUUGUGCAGGAAGUGGGAAUAUUGAUGUCUCUCUGUGUGUACCUGUGCAACACUUGUGACUCCUGUCAUUUGCCGCUGUAAAUAAACAUGUCCUGGUAGAAGAGACAGUGUUUCAA